AAUGGCAGACAAAUGAUGCACUAAGAGACGGUGAUAGGGUGAUUGGAACAUUCAUAUUACAUAUGCAUACAUAUAUAAUUAUAAUUAUUGCUGAUCAAAAAAUUAUUAUAAUUAUAUAUAAAAGAGCCUACCAUCAUGUCUCCACUUGCCUUACGCAACCUAAUAAGCCCCAAAAUACAGAUUUUUGAUGUUGAGUUAUUUUCUUCUUUAAAUUCAAGAGAAAAGUGAACAACUCUCUGGGCUUUGGUUGUGGAGCUGUAAUCUAUCAUAAGUAAGCUUAGAAUCUGAUUUUCCGUAAAGCUUUAUCAAGAUAUUUUUGGUUUUCUGUUAUGGGUUUUGGUUGUACUGAAUUAGGUUCAUAGAUUCAUUUAACAUUUUCUGGUUUUAGGUGUUUGUUUGGGUGCUUAAGAUAUGUCAAUUGCAAACCCUGGAAAAAUUUCACGUUUUCUCCAAGGUGGUUUAUGAACACCUCAUGGAAACUUCGAAUUUUGAGAGGUGUUCUUGGUGACUUGUUAAAAUUUUCAGCUUUAAUAGUAGAAUUUCCAUAGUCACAAGGCAUAUAUAGAUAGAAUCACUAGCUUUUAGCUCUUAAGAGUAGUGGGGAUGUUUGAUGGCGGCAUGAUAAUGCCCUUUAAUUGUUCACUAAAAUAUCCACCAAUGUUUGUUGGUAAUGUAAAUAAGAAUAAACCCCUUUACAGAACAAGAUUUAAUCCAUCUAUGGCUAUAAAUCUCUCUUCAAUACUGCUACAAUCUGAUGAGGGUGAAAAAUUACCCCAAUCUAAGAAGAUUUCAAGAUGUCACACUUCUAAUCCUCUCCUUACCCAAGCAAAUACUGUUGGAAUCAUUGGUGGAGUUUCUGUUUUCUCAACUCUAAUUUUCUUGGAAAAGCUUGUUUGGUUUAGUUCAAGGGAUGGACAACAAAGCAUUCCUUUCGUUGUUUGUAGUGAUCCGGCAAUAAGCAGAGAUCUUUUAUUUUGUGGCUCAUUUCCUCACGUCAAUGGAAAAGACGCUCAAUUUCGCUUGAACUGUAGAACAAUAGUUGAGAAUUUGAGGGAUAAAAGGGCAUUUCUAGAGCAGUCUGGAGCUCGUUGCAUUGUUAUGCCGUGUCAUGUGUCUCACGCUUGGCUUGUUGAGCUAUCCACCGGGUGUUCUGUACCGUUCCAUAAUUUAGGUGAUUGUGUUGCCAUGGAGCUGAAAGAAGCUAAGUUGAAGCCUCUUGAAACCGGGAGUAAUGUGAGGAUCGGGGUACUCACUGCAAAUGGCACUUUAGUUGCUGGUUUUUAUCAGGAGAAACUACAGAAUCAGGGCUUUGAGGUUGUGUUGCCCGACAAAGCAACUAUGGAGCAUAUUGUAAUUCCUGCAAUUGAAGCAUUGAAUAGGAAGGACACGGAAGGGGCAAAGAAUCUUUUAACAAUCGCGAUUCACAUUCUUCUGGUUAGGGCAGUGAACUAUGUCAUCCUUGCUUCUGAUGAAUUUCAAGGUCUUUGGCCUCACGAUGAUCCUCUUCUUAAGAAAUGUAUUGACCCCAUGGAUGCUUUGGCCAGAUUCACUAUAAAUUGGGCACAAUCUACUGAAAAGUUACAAAAGCAGACUUCGAAAUAAAGUUCAUUAUUUCAGCCAUAGUAACAGUAAUGUUUGUAGUGAAAAAUCUUGAAUCCCUCUUGUCCUAUAUUGUUGUGCCGAUGAAGUUUUGUUAGCAAAACUACACAAGAAAUCAACCAUUAGACAUGAUUUGAUGAAUUCUAUGACCGAGCUUAAAGCA
Messenger RNA from Camellia sinensis, 1762 nucleotides. RefSeq lists its product as uncharacterized. The record is from RefSeq and is a predicted model, not a curated record. NCBI's taxonomy places the organism in Eukaryota, Viridiplantae, Streptophyta, Magnoliopsida, Ericales, Theaceae.